AUGUACUCGAUGUGCCUGGCAGAGGCCCAUCCUGUGGCGGCCUGGUAUUGGCACAUCCCGCCAGCCAAUCACCAAGGCCCGACACCGACCACCUUCGAAGAGCUCCAGGCCGAGGACCCGGACAUCGACCGGCAAACCGAAUGCGGCAUCUGCCAGCGGCCUUUCGAGCAGCGCUGCCCCGCCGCGCCAUCCUCCCCCCAGGCUGACGCUCCGGGAGGGACAUGCUCCGGCAUUCCUGGCGAGGAAUGUCCCCUGGAGAUCGGCCCCUGUCGGCAUGCAUUUCACCUGCACUGCAUGCAGCGUUGGGUGGCCCGGCGGCAGACAACCUGCCCCUUCUGCCGUGCGGUGUGGCAUCUCCCGGCCACACGGCCAGACGCCCCGCAAUAG
This is a messenger RNA of Fonticula alba, 387 nucleotides long. RefSeq lists its product as hypothetical. The transcript has 3 exons. Lineage: Eukaryota; Rotosphaerida; Fonticulaceae. Bases 1 to 387 code for a protein of 128 amino acids. Gene Ontology annotation, cellular component: anaphase-promoting complex; nucleus. The record is from RefSeq and is a predicted model, not a curated record. Gene Ontology annotation, molecular function: ubiquitin protein ligase activity; cullin family protein binding; zinc ion binding. Gene Ontology annotation, biological process: protein ubiquitination; ubiquitin-dependent protein catabolic process; positive regulation of mitotic metaphase/anaphase transition.